Molecule: messenger RNA, 3818 nt
Organism: Bemisia tabaci
Lineage: Eukaryota; Metazoa; Arthropoda; Insecta; Hemiptera; Aleyrodidae
Source: RefSeq, a predicted model, not a curated record
GGUGGUCCGGUCUUCUCGGGGCCCCGGGCCCGCACUGCCAGUCCAGUGCAGUGACUCGAAGCUGAAACAGCCACCGCGCGCGCCAUACCGUGAGAACCCCACGUUUUCCCCCCGAAUUUUUCAAGUUGACACGACACACUCCCGACCGCGCAAAAUGUACCCCAUCGUCAGCUUGGCACUCCUCACCACCCUGGCCGCGUUAACGCAAGGCCAGAGGAUAACUACAAUCCAACUAGAGGGCGUUCAGUACUUCGUGAGUCGAAUGAACCCAUACUCGCCAGAACUCAACUGGUUUUUGGCCUAUCAAUACUGCAGGUCGAUAGGUCUGCAGCUGGCCUCUUUCGAGACGAAAGAAAAGGCAGACUAUUUUAUGGAGUACCUUAGGAAUGCCGGUUACAGCAAAUACGACUUCUGGACGUCGGGUAACCGGCUCGGGACAGACAUGUUCCUGUGGAUGUCGACGGGGCUCCCGUUCAACGUGACGUUCAACUACAUGAAGGGCGACCAGGAUUCGGAUCCCCUCAGCACCUCACUCACGCACGGCCCACAGCCAAUCACCAGGAAGAAGAGGGGCGACAGCGGAGCAAGCAACGGUUGCGUAGCGAUGAAAAAGCCGGAACUUGAGUGGGACACGGACGACUGCACCGCGGUGAAGGACUUCAUCUGCGAGCAGACGCGCUGCUACUACUACAACUACGGCUCAAUCCCGGUCUCCACAGCUCAGGGCCGGAGCCAAAAAAUGCGAAAAUCCAGCGUGCCACCAUUCUCAUCCUCAUCAUACGCCUCCUCGGCAGCGACAGGGACGACGCCCCCCUACUCCACCCCCCGCAAGACCCCCGUGACGACCCCCCGCCGGGAGUUCAUCUCCUCGACCUCCUCGGAGGCCUCCUCCACGACCGAGCAGGAGGAACACACCGCACGGGUCCAGCCACAGGUACAACACGAGGAGCACGCCGUCCGCAUCCAAGAGGACCCCAAACAACAACAGGUACAACACGAGGAACCGCAAGUCUCCAACGAGGCGGAGGCCCACGCUUCGGAGAUACAGCACGAGGAAGUACAACACGUGCCCAAGGUGCACGAGGAGAACCAGGAGGACUACCACUACACGACGUCGGAAUCGGGCGAGGAGUACAACACGAACGCCGAGCCGGAGCAGACGACCCCCGGCGUCUCCGAGGAGACGAACGAGCUGCAGAUCAUCCGGGAUUCCUCCCGAGGGAUGACGCACGAUAUGGGGGAGGCCUUCCCGUGGCCGUGGGCCAGGAACAUCAUGCUCGAGAAACCCAAGCCCAGGACCCUCUCCCCGGAGCUCGAAAAGUGAGAUCCCCUUCAUGAUGACGCCGGCAACUAGGACCAUAGAAUAAAUAGACAGCGUCAAAAGAAGCGAUAGCCACCGUCAUUCUUAUGACAUCGAAACGAAACUGAGUCAGUAAGUGCUCUUUGAGUCUUCGACAUGUCAACUUUCUGCAGAGGCCGAAUGAUAACGAAUACAGACGUUUUUAGGAAUUAAAGGAGAUUUGUUUACACUUAUUUACCUUUAACUCGAGGAAUCACUGUAUAGUUGCUGAAAAUUUUAGAUUUCUUUCCAAUGUUUCUUGUAGGUUAACCUCAAAUCAGGUUUCGAUAGGUACCGACCCUGGGUAGAAAAAUGUUGACAUUGGCUCUUACGGAGCUUUCGCUUCUGUUGGCGUUGUCUACGUAUUCUAUGCUAGGACACUCGGCUCGUGUUAGUGCGGUAGUGAUGGAAUAUGUUGCGUUCAAACCAAAGAGAGGGUAUGCAGUAGAGGGAAAAGCUCCGUCAUCUCAUCCGUGCUCCAAGGUCUCUUCCCAACCUCAGCGUGAGAAAAAAAAAGGUACUUCCUAAAAAAAAUGGUUCAAAAAUCACGAAAAGCGCAUGGGGAAAGUCUGCAUGGGUUUCACUCCUAACUUAACGAUCUGACUAAGAAAUGAACGUCUUUAUAAGCUUCCCGCUUCAAAUAAGAUAAAAAGGCACAGGUGAACAUUUUGUAAGAGGUGGCGUUCCAUCCAACCCUUGCGCACGAGGGUGCUGCGCAAUAUUCAACAUGGCUGACGCAAACCCGCCAAAACGCAAGUGACGAGACGGGAUUGUAUCAAUAGGCGUGAUUAAAUUUUCAUUUUCCUUGCCUUGAUAAAGACCUUGGUGCUUCCUUGCGAUGUAUGCGUGGAAGCAUCAGCCAUGUUGAAUAUUGUGUAGCAUCCUAGUGCGGCAAAGGUUGUGCGGAACGACUCCUCUUACAAAAUGUUCAUCUGUGCCGUGGUAUCGUUUUUGAAGCGGGAAGCUUAAAAAAUGCGUAUUCCUUGCGCACAUUGUGAAAAUAGGAAGGUAUUUCAGACUUUCCUGAUGCACUCAAAGUGAUUUUUCAGCCACAUUCCUUACGAAGCACUUCUUAUUUGUGGGCUAGCCGAAGUUUGCAAUAGGCUCAUUCCGAGUUCGUGCGCUAAUAAUGGUGUCGAGCUAAGUAAAAACGCAGUAUUAAUGCUUGAAUGUUCUUCUGACGUUUUUCCUUCGUAACUCACGAGAGACUGUGAGCAUGGUUUUUGUGAUGGAAUUUUUUCCAGUGAGGACUUAGAGGUCUUCGCAUUUCAUUUAUCAUGUCUCAAAUUUUGGAAAAAAAAUAUUCAAAACGUUCGGCAAAAAGAGGCCCAAAAUCAAUUUUCUCUUGGAAUUUUUUUAAAUGAUAACAAAAGAGGGUUUAUUUUCCUAAUGGUUGUGUUUGUAUCUGUUGUGCUUCAACUGCCUUAGAGUUAUAGUCUAUAAUCUAUAUCCAUGACAAAAAUGCAUUUGGAUGCAAGUGCAGUACAUGAUGAAUGGAACUUUUGAUUGUCCCCCCAUUCGAGAUAAUUUCUUUUAAAAUGAAUAAUGAUUAAGAAACAGAAGAGAGAUGAAGACGAAAUCAAAGCUACAUCCCUUCGAAUCCUGACAUAAUGACUCUGAAAACAUUGUAUUUGUGUGACUGAUGUGGUCAGUGCCUCCUUCUGGGUAGGGUGAGAGGCUGUGCAAACCUGUCGCUUGAAAAACUGUAAAUUAGCCUUUCUUUUACUUUAUUUUCUACUUUCAAUUUGAUGUAAAUAUCUAGAUUCAGAAUCACCUUUAGAAUGAGAUCGUAGUGCUUAGGAUGGUAGAAUUUGGAUUCUACAAGAAUAAUAACAAGGCUUUACAGAAGCAUCAAAAUUCCGGAGAUUUCAAACCUACAUCUGGUAUGAGAUCAUCACAAUUGAUGUAAACAUCUCAAAAUUAAGUUUCGAUCGAAAUCAAAUCAAUCCAGUUAAUAUUCAUACUAAAUAAUUGGAUAAGUUGCAACAACACAAACUAGUGAUUAAAGUGCCUUCGAGUCAUUAUGAUGUGAGUGCAUGGAAAAGCUCUUGAGAAUAAUCAUUAUUAAGAGCUUGCUUUUGACAUAAUCGAGAUGAAAAUACUUCAAGAGGACUUAGAUCAUUCAUUACUACAAAACUUUCACAAUUUCUGAAAAGAGGCUAUGAGAUGAAAAUAUUAGAUCGCCAACCUCAGGAAAGCGACUUUACAUUUAAUUUCACUCAUGGCUUCCCAACCUCAUUGUCACAUUUAUGUAUUACUUUUGACGAUUCAGCUACAAUCCAAAUGCAAUCAUCCUAAAAGACACUUUCUCUAAAAUGACGCAAACGCAGCAUUGUCGAAAGAUACUUCAGAAAUUAUGAAAUCAGCUUUAUUAAAAAAAAUAGCGGAGAUAACGAGAGAAACCAUUAUUUAGUUGAAAAUUAAGAAUACACAUGAGUUUUUUUUUUGUUUUUUUUUUUUUUUUUUUUUUUUUUUUUUU